AUGUUUAAAUAAUUUGGCUAAUUAUGGAAAUUAUUCAUUAGACCUCCUAGAUAAAACUAUUCCACAAUUGACUUAGGUUCUCCAGAAAAUCAAUAUGGAUAAUUUAAAAUGAAGAGAACAGACUCUUAUAUAAUUAAUAAAAAAAAAUAAAAAAUACAAUAUUCGUUAUAUGAACCUUUAGGUAUAUAGAAAAAAUAUUCCUGUGUAAUAUAUUGUCAUUGUAAUAGCGGAUCAAGGUUGGAAUCAACUUAAAUUGUUCCACAUUUAAUUAAAAGAGGUUUAGCUUUAUUAACUUUUGAUUUUACUGGAAGUGGAUUAUCGGAUGGGGAAUAUGUUACUUUAGGUAAAUAUGAAAGUGAGGAUUUGGAAUGUAUUAUAAAUUAUGUAAAAACUAUUGAGAAAAUUAAAAAUAUUGCUUUAUGGGGUAGAAGUAUGGGCGCUGUCACUAAUUUCUUAUACUUAAGUAAACCGAACUCAAUGAAAAAAAUAAAAGGUGUUAUAUUUGACAGUGGAUUUGCGAAUUUAAAUACUCUAGCAUUAGAUAUUGCCAAAGAAAAAACUUCAGUUCCCAAUAUUUUAAUAAACGCUAUAUUAUCAUUAAUAGGUGACUAAAUUAUAUAAAGAUUUCAAAUUAUCUAAUAAGUUAUAAACUAGUUGCUAUGA
Ichthyophthirius multifiliis is the source of this 663-nucleotide messenger RNA. RefSeq lists its product as hypothetical. NCBI's taxonomy places the organism in Eukaryota, Ciliophora, Oligohymenophorea, Hymenostomatida. The record is from RefSeq and is a predicted model, not a curated record. The transcript has 4 exons.